GAAUACGAAGAUCGUCCCCAGUUAAAAACUGUUUAGCCGUAAACAGCAACGCUUCGCUGGUAAAACUUUUAGCGGUGGGGAAUCCCCAAUUACGUAGGCAAUUUGGAUUGUGUGUUUUGGUUCACGGUGUACAGGCCAUACCGUAGUUAAAGAUCUAAGAGGGUUAAGAUGGUGGCUAUUCAUUUUCGGUGAUUAAAACAAAAUGUCGCUUCGAACACGAAUCAACGGUUUCACUGCGUGGAUAAAUCUGCGGUUGGUUCCUUACGGUUCAGAACUCGCCAAUGUUUUGGUGGAUCUGACUAAAGGAAGUCAUGUUCAACAGCUAUUGCACAGCAUGACGGGCAAAACAAUGAAGAAACUUCAAUCGUUUGAAGGAUUGACGCAAAACCAGAAAGUUACUCGAAUGGAGUGGUUUGUGGAAGAGCUCAAGAAGUCCGAUGUUAUCUCUGAUGAUGUAAAGAUUGACUCCAGGAUGGUCUGCAUGAAGUCUGCUGAUCAUGUGUUUGAUUUAUUAUGGAGAUUGGUGGCUCAUGAUAUUUGGUUUACUUGGGAAAGGAUGGAAUUUCUUCAACAAGAUGAUGAUAAGUUGAUUAGUGAGAUUGCUUACAGGUGGACACCCGAUCCUCCCCCAAAGAAGAAGAAGCGCCGAGUAACGAGGACCUCGGACUCCAUGAUGUCGGGAUUCGGAUCUUCGUCACAGGUCGUGGAAGAUCCUUCGCCUGAUCCUGAUGCGGAAGCCUAUGAGAAGUUCCCUGGUUCUGAUAAAAUGAAAUCCACCAAACCCCAUCGUCCCCGUGGGGGUUGGUAUAGUUACCCUGGACCUGAUGAGUGCAUAUUGGAUAUGAUUAACUCGCAAUUACAGAGAGUAUCUGAAGGUCACAAAUUCAACGUUUACAGUUUAGAUGAUUUGGUUGACAGUCGUGCUUUGUGUGGGUUGGUUAAUUCAUUUAUGUCCGGAACAUUCACCACUGAAGUUAUGCUUAAUGACAGAUGGACAAUCAACUUAGCCAUGCGAACGAUAUCCAAGAUGCUUCACGCAUCCAACCCAAUGGGUUCAGAGGAUUUAUCGGAAGCAGAUCCCAAGUCAAUAUGUUCCUACAUGUGUUUCUUCUUUAUGUCUUCGUAUAAACUACGGCAAUCUAUGGCUGUACUUAGGAGACUGAAAGAGCUCACUUUGCUUGUCCAAGAAGUUGAUUCAGAAAUAUCAAAGUUUCCGCCCAAACUAGAUUCAAUGCAACACCUAAAGUUGAAGAAACAAUUGGAAACUAAUUUGGACGAAUUACAAAAAGAGCAAGAGACCCUUCAAGAAACUUACGACAUCGAAUACAUAAAUGAUUGGUUGGCUCAUAUAAAGGAAGUUCAAGUUGAAACAAGGAAAACAAUUGCGUUGAAAAUGAACGAAAGAUUUGAUCUAGUGUCUGUUCCAAGAACACUGACCAUCAAUGAGUUGUGUAUGUCGGUAGCCAUCAACCUACAACUAACACAAGGUGCAGGCUUCUAUAGAGGAUACGAACGAGAGACUUGCACACCUGAUAGAAGGAUCGUACUUAGAAGGAAAUCAGAUCAAAAGUUCCUGGAUGAUUUCACAGGUGUGGAAGGGAGUCGUAAUAUUCGUGACAUUCUGGGAAUAAAUAAAGAUGAAGUGGCGAUCGUCGAACCUGCGAUGUUUCCUAAAUAUGAGUUUUACUUUGAAAGCAAAUCUCGAAACAAAACUCUACGUACUGGAGCCACCUUCUUAUACCAAGUUUUUCCGGGAAACACAAACCAAUGGCAGAGAUUAUUCUUCAAGGCAGUCCGUGAUGGAGAUACUGAUGUUGUGAAAAAGAUGGUCAUCUUCUUCAAGGAUUCGCAUCCGGACUUUAUUUUGUCCAAGGAGAUAAAAUCAGGCAACACUGCAUUGCAUGCUGCGGCAAGAUUCGGACAUUUUGAGAUUGCGAAAUAUUUGUUGGAGAAUGGAUGCAACGUUAACGCACGUAACACAUCGGGGUGGACUCCUCUGUUUUAUGCAGGGGAGGGGUUGCAUAGAAGAGUUGCUCAGCUUCUUAUUGAAUGGGGGUGUAACGUGAAGAUACAAAACUUUCGUUGUCAAAAUGCGUUUGAUUUAAUUCGACAUGAAGAGAUGAAAGAAUCUUUGUCAGACAUCGGCCAACUUUGGGCAAUGGCCGUUCCUUCUGUAACGGUUGGUCGAUUAGAACUACUAAAGCGUAUCGUUAAAGACCACGUGCUUGGAAUCCGUGAAAUGGCUGACAUUGGUGCACGAUGUGUACGUGGGAGCACGCUGUUGCACACGGCUGUACAUUUCUGUCAAACUGAUGUCAUUAAGAACUUACUCAAGGCUCGCGUGGAUGUGAAUUUGAAAGAUUACCAAGGUGCUUCUCCACUACAUAGAGCUAAAGAUGUUGGAACUAUUGAGUUGUUGCUUGAUAGCAAUGCAGAUGUGAAUGCUACAGAUGAUGAAGGCAACACUGCCCUCCAUGUAAGGGCUUAUGGAGAAGAUGGAAAACCUUCAUGUAUCGAUGGAUUGAAUAUGCUGAUAUCCAGAGGAUCAAACAUAAUUCAUAGAAAUCUUCGAAAGUUGAUCCCAAUCCAUUGUGCGGCUAUGCAGGGUCGUAGUGAUGCCAUAAAAGAAAUGUUGGAUUCCAGUAAUGACCAAAUUAAAAGUGAGAUUGAGAAUGAAGAAGGAGAGGAACCACCAAGCUUGCCAUAUUUGGCAAUCACUGGCAACCAUAUGGAAUGUGCAAGAUGGUUAGUCGGACUCGGUUUCCUCUUCAAACCAGGGGAGGCCAACCAAGUGAUGCACAAGAUCCUCAUCCAGGAGUUGGAAGUUGAUAAUCGAUCCGCAGCAUCCGCGUUCCUCCUCGAAAACGGAGGAUCCGUCAACCUUCAAUAUGAAGGAAGAAAUACGUCCGUUCAUCUUGCAACCAAAAUGUCGGGGCCACCAGAUGUCCUUGGAGUGCUGUUGGAGUUCGGAGCUUCGUUCGAUUUACCCAAUGAUGAGGGGGAAAGCCCCUUGUUUGAUACUAUGCGACACAACAACUUUCAAGCUGCCAGCAUUCUUAUAGAGAAAGGAGCGGAUGUUAGAAAGAAAAACAUGCAUGGCAUCACUGCUUUGGAUUUGAUCCACGAUUUUGACGAAUGGAUUUCAUCGACUUUAUUCACUGAUGACAUCAUAGCAAGGUUCAAAGCUUACAAACUAAAGCACGCACGUGAUCUUAUUCGAGCGAUCACUAAGAAAUUAAACGAAGAAACGAAAAGGACAAGAAAUUUAAUGAAACAAAAUUUUUAUCAAGAACAGUUCCAGCAAACAAAAAGCUUACCUGUGACAUCACAAAGUAGGAAGAGCGUGGGUGGUUCCCCUGUUCCGAGAUUCACAACCAAAACCUUCCCUUCAAUACAAACACAUGCGACACAUGACAGUUGGCACCCUCAAGUACGAGAACGAAGGUUAGCCCUUCCUCCGUUAAGUCUUCCACAACCAACCAACCGGAACCAAACACCCCGCAUCACUGGAUGAGUCAGCAUUUUUAUUAUGAAUCAGCACUUUUUGAUCGCUAAAUAAGUCAGCCUUUUUAUCAUGAAUAGGCACUUCUUAAACACUGUGGUAUUUACAAAAACCCUUUUAUUUAUAGCAGGUUAUGACAUCACAAUUCACUGUGAUGUUUAAAUAGCUAUUGUAGUCUAACUAUCCUCACUGUGAUGAACACUGACUGAAAGAAUAUAAAACUUUAAAUAUUGUUUUUUUUAUAAUGGCUUCAUUACAGAAUGGCUUCAUUAGCA
This is a messenger RNA of Ciona intestinalis (vase tunicate), 3777 nucleotides long. The record is from RefSeq and is a predicted model, not a curated record. Lineage: Eukaryota; Metazoa; Chordata; Ascidiacea; Phlebobranchia; Cionidae.